Molecule: messenger RNA, 2518 nt
Organism: Podarcis lilfordi (Lilford's wall lizard)
Lineage: Eukaryota; Metazoa; Chordata; Lepidosauria; Squamata; Lacertidae
Source: the annotation of a GenBank genome assembly
AUGGCAGAAAUGAACGGUCCAGACAGGAAUGGUUUCCUUUGUAUUUGCAUCUUUACAAUAACUUUCUGGAACAAUACCUAUACCUCUGCAGAAAAUGGAUUUAAAGCAAACUACUCCAAGAGUGGCUUAGAUGCUGUUCCUAAGAAUCUUCCAGCACAAAUGACAGACUUGGAUUUGUCAUACAACAGUAUCUCUGAACUUCAGAUUUCUGAUUUUAGUUCUCUUUCCAAACUCAGGGUACUAAAUCUUUCUCAUAACCUGAUUAGAGAGCUUGACUUCAGCAUUUUCCAAUACAAUAAAGACUUAGAACUUCUGGAUCUAUCCCACAACAAACUGCAGACUCUUUCUUGCAUUCCUGUUACAAGUCUCAGGCAUCUAGAUCUCUCUUACAAUAACUUCAUGGAGAUGCCCACCUGCCAGGCGUUUGGCAAAAUGGUGAAGCUGGAAUAUCUUGGCCUCAGCGCUAGAAGAAUACAGAAAUCAGAUUUCAGAGUUCUUGCUAAUUUACAACUGGAUACUCUCUUCUUGGGCUUAGAACACCUCACUGAAUCUGUCCCUGGAAGUCUUCCAGCAUUUAACACAAAGAAGCUUCGGAUUGCACUCCCUGAAAAUUCAGAAUUUGUGUCUCUAGAACUCAAUGUUACUGAAAGCUUAGAACUUUCAAAUAUCCAAGGUAAGCAAGUCAGUGACUUGAUAACAUUUUUGUCACAACCCAGCAAAAAUGGGAAAUUGCUAAACUUAACAUUGAAUAAUAUACAACUAUCCUGGCUAAGCCUCACAGCUAUUCUUCAGAAGGUGUGGGAAUCCUCCAUUGAAUAUUUCAACAUCAACUAUGUGAACAUUUUAAUAUUUGAAGACACAAGUCAAUCUCUCAAUUACGUUGAUACCUCACUAAAAGCAUUGACAAUUAAACAUGCUGUUGCAGUUUCAGAGAUGUUUAACCAGGAGGAUGUGUACAGAACAUUUUCAGAAAUGAAUAUUGCAUCAUUGACAAUUUCUCAUUCGGGGAUACUAAUCAUGUUUUGUCCUUUAAAACCCAGUGAUUUUACUUAUUUAAGUUUUUCACAUAAUUCAUUGACUGACAAAGUUUUUGAAAAUUGCAAGAACUUAGCCCUCCUAGAAACACUCAUUUUACAAAACAAUCAACUUAAACAACUUGCCAAAAUGAGUUUAAUGACAAGUCGCAUGAACUCACUGAAACACUUGGACUUGAGUCAGAAUUUGUUGCAAUACGAAGAUAACAUGAAUGACUGCCACUGGGGUAAAAAUAUGAUUAAAUUGAAUUUGGCGUCUAAUCAAUUGUCGGAGUCAGUAUUUAGAUGUUUACCAGCAAAUAUUCAAAUUCUUCAUCUUCAAAACAAUCCCAUUUCAAGCAUUCCCAAAGAGAUUACUGAGCUGACGGCUUUAGAAGAAAUAAAUUUGGCAUCCAAUAAACUAGCUAGUCUGCCUGGAUGUGGUCAGUUUAGAAAUCUGAGGUUCCUGAAUAUAGAAAUGAACUCUGUUGUCUCACCAUCUUCUGAAUUCUACCAGACGUGUCAAGGCAUCAAACAGCUAAAAGCAGGACACAAUCCAUUCACAUGUACCUGUGAAUUAAGACAGUUCAUCAGUCUUCAAAAGCAAGGAUCUAUGGAGUUGGUUGGUUGGCCUGACGCUUAUGCGUGUGAGUACCCAGACUACUUAAGGGGGACCUUUCUAAGGGACUUUCACGUCUCUGAAGUUGUUUGCAACGUGAGUCUUCUGAUCACGAUAGUUAUAAUUAUUACCGUGGUCUUAGUAGCCACUGUUUCCUUCCUCUGCAUCCGUUUUGACGUUCCAUGGUAUUUGAAGAUGAUGUGGAAGUGGACUCAAGCAAAACAGAGGAUUCGGAAGAGUAAUCCUGAAGACAUGCUCCCCAACAUAGAGUUCCAUGCUUUUAUCUCCUACAGUGAGCAUGAUUCUGAGUGGGUGAAAAACGUAUUGAUUCCAAACUUGGAGAAGGAGGAUGGUUCCAUACGGAUCUGCCAGCACGAGAGGAACUUUGUUGCAGGCAAGAGCAUUGUGGAGAAUAUCAUAGACUGCAUUGAGAAAAGUUACAAGUCCAUCUUUGUGUUGUCUCCUUACUUUGUGCAGAGCGAAUGGUGUCAUUAUGAGCUCUACUUUGCCCAUCACAAGUUAUUCAGUGAAAAUGCCGACAGUUUAAUCCUGAUUGUGCUGGAAUCAAUCCCUGCAUACAUCAUUCCUGCCAGGUACCACAAACUGAAAGCUCUCAUGGCCAAGAGAACGUACUUGGAGUGGCCAAAGGAGAAAAGCAAGCAUGGACUUUUCUGGUCUAAUCUUCGGGCAGCCAUUUACGUUAAACUGUCCAGCAACGAAGAAGAGAGAGCAUUUUCACUGAGUUAAAUUUAUAUUAAAAUAAUCAUAUGGUGAUUUCAUUAUAUCAGUAACAUUCAUGUUGUAUGGCUGAAUAUUGUAUAUGAGACUUUCAGUGUAAAUGGCUCAGAAUUACAAUACGUAUUUUUUGAAUUCAGGGAAAGUUUGA